GCAUUCGAAAAAACUUUAUUUACACUCAACCUCAAGAACAACCCGUCGUUUCAAAACAAACGAUAUUAAUAACUCGGAAAAGGCUGUAGUAGCUUCUUUUGGGAUAUCCCAGAUCCUGAGCGGCCAAUGGCAUCAGAGGAGAUGGAGGGUUUGUGCCCAUUACCAGAGGUGACCAGCAUCAAGGUGGAGCCGUCAGUCAGCAUUGGCUCAGCAGAGGAUGCCAACUCGCAGAACGCCAUGGGCAUAAAGUUUAUAUUACCCAACCGCUUUGACAUGAACGUGUGUUCGCGCUUUGUGAAGUCACUGAACGAGGAAGAGAGUAAAAAUAUCCAGGACCAGGUGAACUCUGAUCUGGAGGUGGCCUCUGUGUUAUUUAAAGCGGAGUGUAAUAUUCAAACUUCUCCCUCACCUGGUAUUCAGGUUAGGCAUGUUUACACGCCAUCAACCACCAAACACUUCUCUCCGAUAAAGCAGUCCACCACGCUCACCAACAAACACCGUGGAAAUGAGGUCUCAUCCACACCGCUGCUCGUUCACUCACUGUCUAUACAUCAGUUGGCGGCACAAGGAGAGAUGGUGUUCUUAGCCAGUCGAAUAGAACAAGAGUCUGUAAUAAACCUGCAGGAUGAGGAGGGAUUCACCCCACUGAUGUGGGCGGCAGCUCAUGGACAGAUCGCAGUGGUGGAGUUCCUGUUACAGAGUAGUGCAGAUCCUCAUCUCUUGGCCAAGGGAAGGGAGAGUGCACUGUCACUGGCCUGCAGUAAAGGGUACACAGAUAUUGUCAGAAUGCUUAUCGACUGUGGAGUUGAUGUCAAUGAGUACGAUUGGAAUGGUGGAGCACCGUUACUCUAUGCAGUGCAUGGCAAUUAUGUUCGCUGUGUGGAAAUCCUCUUAGAGAGUGGAGCUGACCCAACCAUGGAGUCUGACUCUGGGUUCAAUGCUAUGGACAUGGCUGUGGCGAUGGGACACCGAAAUGUCCAACAGGUCUUGGAGGGCCAUCUUCUGAAGCUUCUGCAAGGUAUCAAAGAAUAACCAUAGCAACUACAAGAAGAAUUAGAGAGAAUAUUUGAGUGUUGAUUAUGAUGAAGUGGACAAUACCAUUUUGCAUGUUUGCUGAACACUUUAUAUGAAGUUAAUUGUCAUGUUUUAAUCCACCUUUGAAGAAACAAAUGCACAGGUCAACGAACACAUGGCAAUUGAUGAGAUCAGAACUUCAGCGUUUUGAAUCUACCGAGAUAUAUGUGGUUUUUAUUCAAUGUGACGUGUGUUUUAGGUCUCCGAUUUUUACCUAGUUGCAAUGUGUACUUGAAAAUCUAUAUUUUGCCAUUUAAAGCAAAAAAUAAGCUGUUUCACAUUAAACUUGACUGGUAUUAUGAAUGGUUCAUAAAACUUAGUAAAUCUAAAUCUGGGCACUUUAGAAUCAAUCAUGUGUUUUAAUGUAAGUUUUGUGCUACAACACUGUAAAUAAACCUUAAUUUAUACUGAAGCAUGUCUGAAAAACAACAACUCGUCAUUUAAAAAGAG
Messenger RNA from Sinocyclocheilus rhinocerous, 1524 nucleotides. RefSeq names its product ankyrin repeat family A protein 2-like. Gene Ontology annotation, cellular component: nucleus. The transcript is spliced from 9 exons. The record is from RefSeq and is a predicted model, not a curated record. Gene Ontology annotation, molecular function: protein binding. Gene Ontology annotation, biological process: regulation of gene expression. Lineage: Eukaryota; Metazoa; Chordata; Actinopteri; Cypriniformes; Cyprinidae. Bases 127 to 1032 code for a protein of 301 amino acids.